This is a messenger RNA of Anolis carolinensis (green anole), 4459 nucleotides long. RefSeq names its product PHD finger protein 21B (gene phf21b). The coding region runs from base 100 to 1854 and encodes 584 amino acids. The record is from RefSeq and is a predicted model, not a curated record. The transcript has 14 exons. NCBI's taxonomy places the organism in Eukaryota, Metazoa, Chordata, Lepidosauria, Squamata, Anolidae.
GGGCUUGCCUCACUGGGGGCGGCGGCAAAGGGAAGGGGGGGCUCGCCCCCCGCCAAACUCCCUCGGAAGUGGGUGCAAAGUGCCGGGCAAGUUGGGAAGAUGGAGCUGCACAGCCUGCAAGAGGCGUUCAAAGUGGAAAUCCAAUAUCAUCAGAACGGUGAGCUUAAGAAACAACUCCACGAGAGGCAAUCGCGAAUAGCAGCUCUGAAUGACAAACAAAAGUUGGCGGUGCGAGUGGGGAGCGCAGGAGCCAGCAGCAGCACUAGUGGCGCCGGAGCAGCAGCAGGCGGAGGAGAAGGAAGAGGAGGAAGCGGUCCCAACUCCCUUGGUCCCCCGAGCCUGGCCCUUUCGCUGCUGCCGGCGAAGGGUCCCGUCGCCAUGGUGACCGCCCACCUGCACGGCAGCCGAGGCUGCAACGCCGAGCCCCCGCAAAGCGCGCCCCUCAACCUGCAGGCCAAGCUGGGCUGCAGCAGCACGCGCCGCGCGGCCCUCGAGACAAGCGCCCGGCCCCAGAAUUUGGGAACCGUUACUGCCGUGCCGAUUAAAGUUCCUCAGGUCAGCUCCUUGCAGAGGCUGGCAGGACAAAGACCAGCAGUGCUACCUCAGGUUAGGCCAAAGACCCUGAUUCCAGAGAGCCUCCCAAUUUCUCCAUGCAGAGACCAACUUUCCAAACAACCCCCGACGUUCCAAAAGGCAACUGUAGUCAGCAUCAAAAAUCCUACUCCUGCCCUCCCUACUGCCAAUAAUACCGUUAGCCAUGUACAGCCUCCCAGCAGUCAGUCGCAAAGUAUCGCUGAGCCGACAGCUCUUUCCUCACCCCUGAGCAGUGCUGGCGUAGCCUAUGCCAUCAUCUCCACAGCACCCAGCAAUGCAGCUCCGAUCAGCAACAGUGCAGCUGUCUCAGUGGUCAAUGACAACAUUAAAGUCCAGCCACUCCUCAUCAGUGCUGACAGCAAGGUUAUCAUCAUUCAGCCUAAAGUUCAAACCCAAACAGAAAGUAAGGUGGAUGUUAAGAGACCUUCUGAAGAGUCAGUUCAGGGACCCCCUGCUACCAAAAAGAAAAAGGAGGAGACUCCAGAGAAAAUUGCCUUUAUGGUAGCAUUAGGCUUGGUUACAACUGAAUACUUGGAAGAAAUUCAGAGCAAACGUCAGGAAAGAAAGAGACGAAGCACAGCCAAUCCAGCCUAUAGUGGUCUCUUAGAAACAGAGCGGAAACGUCUCGCAUCAAAUUAUUUGAACAAUCCCUUGUUCCUGACCACAAGAGCAAAUGAGGAUCCAUGUUGGAAGAAUGAUGUCAGCCAUGAGGAUUACUGUUCAGCAUGCAAGCAUGGUGCCAAUCUGCAACCCUGUGGGACUUGUACAAGAGCCUAUCACCUCAACUGCUUGGACCCACCUUUGAAGACUGCCCCCAAAGGAGUCUGGGUUUGUCCUAAGUGCCAAGAAAAGGUGUUAAAGAAAGAGGAAAACAUGCCUUGGACUGGAACUCUCGCUAUCGUUCAGUCCUAUGUUACUCACAAAACAGUCAAAGAAGAGCAGAAGAGGAAAUUAUUGAAGAGGAACAGUGAAUUGAGGGGAGAACACAGGCAGCUAGAAGAUAAAGAAUGCCACCUCAAUAAUGCAGUGAAGAAGUGCUUAGAGCUCAAAAGCAGCCUACUGGCCCAGCAGAAAGGGGUCCAGUCCUCACUGGAGCGCCUCAAAACUCUGGUUAGACUGAUACAGAGCGAGCAGAUGAUUCAGGUUACAAUGACAACCACCACCACCUCCUCCCUGCUCACUGUCCCCUGGAUCAAACCAUCUCCUGCCUCAGCCGCCUCUCUCCACAAAGCCUUGCAGCCCACACAGGGGAACAACUGACAGGCUGCCCAGGAGCCCCGUUUCUCAUUACGAACAAAUACAACACGGAGACAAAACGUGAACUUGGGAUACAUGCAGACACACACACACACGUAAUGCCGAUGGAGAAAUGGCAAGUUGUAUCACGAAAGAAAAUCGGGAGAAUCUAUGUCGGCCCGCUUUUAUUGCAUCAGGACACUGGGGAAACCCUUUGGUCCGUUACAACUCAGUGUCAUGGCAACUUUUCACCGAGCAGAUGUCCUACUGCUGUUUUCUAUUGCUGAAGUUUUCAGCGCUUAUAACAUUCUUUUCCUCUCUCCUUCCCUCCCUCCCUCUCCCUCUCUCUCUUUCUGUCUCCCUCCCUCUCUCUUGUUGUGUUGGCCUUAAUGUAUUUAAUGAAUGAGGAAAAUGAAGCAGCAUAUGUCAGCCAGUGGGGAAGGGGGAGGAUGGGACAGAGUGACCUUGGGGAGGGGGGGGGGGUUGAAAAUGCUUUCCUUUUGGAAGGGAAAAAUAGUUUUAAAUACAAAGAGUUAGUGAGCUAGUAUGCAAAGUAGAUGGUAGAGUUGGAGGAAAAAUGGAGAUGGGUAACAAAAAUGAUAAGUGAAUGGCUUGGAACUUAGUUUGAGUUCCUGAGUUUUUCAAGAACGGAACAAAGUAUGUUGUGUCGAUUCAGGUUGAAUUGGGGAAGGGGCUGAUGGAGAAGAAUUACAUUUGUGAAACACAGAGCCUUCAAAAUCAAAUCAUUUUUUCAGUAUUAUAGUUGAGAAUUACAGAUAUUUAAAUAAAAAUGUAUGAAAUUAGCAUUUCUAGUGAAAUAUUGAGGUAUUUUCAUGCUGAUGCUUCUGUAUAUGCAUUCUAAAGUAUUUAAAGAGGUAUGCCUGCAAAACCCCGUAAUUUUGCAGGUUCUUUCAACUUAUUUUGCUAUUGAUGUAUUUUUCUCAUGGAGUUUUUUGUGGAAGGUUUAACAUGAACCAUAAUAGUGACAAAUAUCUUCAGCAGGUUGGAUCUUUCUUGGUUUGGGAUGGGUUAAGUUUUUUUCUAAGAAAAAAGCAAAUAAUAUUUGUUGCUGCUUUUUUUCCUGUCAAGAUAGUACAAAUGAUAUGCCAAAAAAACUUUACAUGUUUGUACUGCAUUUUUAUUGUAAAAUAAGAAAUAUGUAACAUGUUUCUUUUUUUCUCCUUUUUUUUGCUUGCAGAGUUAUCUGCUGAGUAGUACAGGAAAUAAACUGCCUCAAGGGGUUAUUUCUUUUGUUUGAUAUAUCAGGAUUUUUGGGGGGAGAAAGAUGGACUGUCAAAUUCAGACUGAUGUUUUUAAACAUUUUUUUAAUACUUUAACAAAAUUUAACCAUACAUUUACAUUUAGCAGUAGCCUGAGAAAAUGCUUAGAAUAUGUGACUUUAUUUAAUUUUAUUUCUUUUUCACUAGCUAGUUUUCCUGAUGCAUCAAGGGUCAAUUUGACCACCUCAUAGGUCAAGCCUAUGCUGGAACCCUGAGGCCUACCUCAGAAGUUAGUGAUGGGCAAACAAGUUUCUCUUCAGAAUAGCUUUUCCCAUAUUCUCCUUUCUUUUGCAAUACGAGGAGAACGCCAGUAAGCAGGAGCGGUAUUUUAGAUUCCAAGAGAGAAGUUUAACUCAAGAUCUAGAAGUUUGCUCUUGGAUAUAGUUAAGAUUAUAUCCAAGAUAACAUAAUCCUAUAUGGGUCUACUCCAAACUAAAUUCCAUUGAAUCUUUGUGAAAAAGUAUUCCCAAAUAAGGAUUGCAAUUUAAUUUGAAAUGUAUUGUAAGACCAUUUGUUAAGGUUAGCCUUUAGCCGUUCCCUAUUAGAGCGAUUUGAUCAAUACAAACAUGUUUAUUGUUUUAAACAAAGGAAACAACCCCCCCUUAAAACACAAAACCACUUAAUUCUUUUUAGAUCACCUGUUGAACCAGUUAGUCAGCCAGAAAUGUAAGUGCUCCUGAGAAAGAAUAACAUGUGGUCAAAAAUCCAAGGAAGGACAAAGAGUAAGAUGUUUUCCUACUCCCCUUAAAUAACACCCUGAUAUUUAAGUAGGUCAAAAGUAAGACUCCAUUUCCACAUGCCACAGGUGAAACAUUCACACUAGUCUAUCACAUGGUGCCGAAAAGUCGAGGGAUGUGGCUUUUGACUGAUUGAUUGGGGUUGCCCAUCACUAGGCAGCACACAAUCCCUUCAACCAUUUUCACAACUCCGGGAGAAACUGUGCAGUACUAUACAAAUCUAUUUUAUUACACUUAACACUCUGUUGAACAAGAUUUUUAUAUUCUUUUAUUGAUGAACAAAAGUGAACUAAGUAAAACAUGGUUGUGAUACAUUGGUUAUUGUAUGCCAAUUUAUGCAUUCAAAUGUGGCUUGCAAUGUAAAUGUUUUCAGGUUUAAUGGUUCUUUCCCCCCUUCUCAAAUGAAUUUUAAAAAGAAAAGGGAAAAGCACAGAAAGUUGACUUAAUGUGAAGACUUUCUGAAGAAGUGUUUUUCUGGGACUGAAAAAAAGUAGUUAUUUUGGGAAAGGGACUGUCCCGUGGAUAGUGUGCAUAGAAAACAAAGUGUGUGUCUUAAAUAUACCAAUGUAGUUUACUUCUUAAUGAUGAAUUAAACUUGACUGACAGAUUUAA